Molecule: messenger RNA, 1314 nt
Organism: Ophidiomyces ophidiicola
Lineage: Eukaryota; Fungi; Ascomycota; Eurotiomycetes; Onygenales; Onygenaceae
Exons: 6
Coding region: 1-1314 (437 amino acids)
Biological process (GO): proteolysis
Molecular function (GO): zinc ion binding; metallocarboxypeptidase activity
Source: RefSeq, a predicted model, not a curated record
AUGAAGUCCCUUUUGGUAGCGUCAACAUUGUUGACCUCGACCCUCGCCACAGCUAUCCCAGCUUCGCCCUAUGCUGCCUACAGAGGUGAAAAGGUGUUCACUGUCAAGACAACCAAUUCCAACCAUGCGAGGCUACAGAGCAUCGUUAAGGACAUGAGCCUUACUGCUUGGGAAAUGCCGCACAAGGCAGGCCUUCCGGCGGAUAUUAUUGUCCCGCAACAGAAGGUCCGCGACUUCCAAAAGGCCACCGAGGACAUGGACGUGAAGGUUAUGUACGAUGACUUCGCCGAUGCCAUUGAAGCCGAAUGCGCUAUACCAGAGGGAGGUGACUCUGAAAGCACGAAUCUCGACACGUGGUUUAAGAGCUUCCACCCGUAUGACGCCCACAUGCGCUUCCUCACAGACCUGCAAAAGAAGUUCAGCCAAAAUUCGGAAAUUUUGGAGGUCGGCAAAUCGUACGAAAACCGUACCAUCAAGGCGAUCCGUAUCUUCGGCGACGGCCGUAAGGAUCAUAAGAAGCCCCCUUUCUUGUUCCUUGGAACAACUCAUGCCCGUGAAUGGGUUACCACGCCGGCGGUCGAGUACAUGGCGAUGAAGCUGCUGCAGGACAAAGACCAGCAGAGAAUCAAACAUUUCCUGGGCAAAUAUGACUUUUAUAUUAUUACAGUAGCCAAUCCAGAUGGCUUUGUCUAUACACAGCAACCUCCAACAUCGCCAGAUCAACGUCCACCGCGAUCCUGGCGUAAAAAUCGCCAGCCCAACGGAAGCCCAAACCCAGCUUGUAUUGGAACUGAUACCAACCGCAAUUACCCAUGGAAAUGGGAGGGAACUGGUUCAUCCCCCGACCCAUGUCGGGAUGAUUUCCGAGGCCGUUCUCAAGGUGAUGCUCCAGAAAUCGCUGCUCAAGUCGAGUUUGUGAAGAAAAUCGCAGUGAACGGCAAGAGCAAGAUGUUUGUUGACUGGCAUUCGUACAGUGGCAUGUUCCUGACACCAUACGGCUAUGAUUGCAAAAAACUGCCCGCUAACCAUAAGCAACACAUGAAAUUUGCCCGCAAGUUUGUUGAGGGAGUGAAAGCUACCCACGGUCUCGACUUUGUCUACGGACCAACCUGCAAAACUAUCUACGCAGUCAACGGAGCCAGCGCCGACUGGGCCUACGAUGUUGCCAAGUACGAGUUUGGCUUCGCGGCCGAAUUGCGCCCCACUCGAUCGCAGGCCUCUGGGCUACGGGGGUUCCUCCUGCCACCAGAGCAGAUCAUCCCUGCCUGCGAGGAGACCUGGGCAGGUUUCAUGGCUGGCCUUGGAACCAUCUAA